Messenger RNA from Annulohypoxylon maeteangense, 1913 nucleotides. RefSeq lists its product as uncharacterized. The coding region runs from base 411 to 1694 and encodes 427 amino acids. The transcript has a single exon. Lineage: Eukaryota; Fungi; Ascomycota; Sordariomycetes; Xylariales; Hypoxylaceae. The record is from RefSeq and is a predicted model, not a curated record.
UACUAGGGUCGUAAUUAUAUUGAUUCCCAUGGAGACCCGGAUCAAACAUGCUAACGCAUACACAGUAAAACGUUCUAAACAUUUGAUCACCAGUGACAACCAAAAGUACCUUAAUGACCUGAUGGAUAGCACAGUUAUAUCGCCGUAUCAACCGAAGCUUCCAAUAGCAAAGUUAAAUACUACUGUGUACAUAGUAGUACAUACAUGUUGUAGUGAUCUGAUUGACUGUGAGAGCACAGACCAAUUGGGGUACCUAGGCAAACGCUUAAGCCACUAAACCAGAACGACAGCGAACUUAGUUUUAACUUCAUUUUAUUUUCUUCUUCAUUUACUUUCGUUUUCUCUUUCUUUUUCUUUUCUUUGGAGGCUCACCAAAUAAAUACGAGCCUAAAAAAAAAUAACACGCAAUCAUGUCGCUAGCACCGGCUAUCUCGAAGGAUGGGUUCUCCUAUGCCGGAGACUUAUUCGCCGAGGCUAGCGGUCUCAAUCGCCAUCGCCGUGCGACAGUAACGGAGCUUAAGGACCAUUUCAAAUCUGGCUCCGACAAGGACCAUCCAGCUCAUUGGUUCGAGGCUCAAUGUAUCCACUACGGCUUACAGUCCUCAAAAACUAAGGCCGUAGCUCGUAUGCGCCUAUUUGAUGCUGUCAACGGAGGUAAACUCGCCGUUCCCUCUCACAUCAAGAAGCUGGAAUCCGAGCUCAAGAAGGAAUGGACGAAGAACGAGCGUGAGGCCAAGAAGGCUCUUAAAGACACAUCCACGCCUACAACCAAGUCUACCAAGCGCAAGGCCGGCGCCGAUACCGUUGAUCUGACCCUGAACGUCGGUGGUAUCAACAUAACAGUUUCGGCCAACAGUUCGGCCAAAAAGACCAAGACGACUACUGCUAAAGCAGCCCCGGCAUCUUCCAAGAAGAAAGCAACCUCAGCAGCGCCUUCAUCUUCCGCCUCUGCUCCUUCCACUCCCACUGCCAGAGGCCGUGCACCCCGCGGUCGUGGAGCGCUUCAUCAAGGCCCCGGUCGCAACAGUGUUCCUGCCCCCUCACCCAGCCCGGUUGCACCGCGGCCUAUCCAAACCGCCCACUCCAGCCAAGGCCGUGCGCGGGAUGUGGAAUAUAACGGGAAUACGGAUAUUAACAAUCCCAAACGUUCCGGUAAAUACGGUUCUUCCGUUGUCAAGGAUGAGGAUGAGGAUGAGGACCAGGACAGAGACGAACUAAAGCCAUUGGGUCUCCUAAAUGGACGCUACGUCGUUGUCAGCUCUAACGAGUCGAUACUGCUAAAGGAAGGCCUUGAUGAGAGUUUCAUAGUCCUAACGCUGAGUGGAAGCCAACUCUGGGGCUCCUUCAACUUCCCCAUUAUGCACGGCAUUAUCAGGCUCCAAACCCGGCCCUACCAAUCCUCCCGCGAUGCCCUCAAGUUUAACUGGCGCGGCAGAGAGGAAGCACCGGGAAAGAUCACGUUUGGGAAUGGCCACGGCGGAUGGAUCAAGUUCCUAGGAGACGGCAUGAUCGAGGUCUACAUAGACGACUACGGUAUCUUAUUCACCGCUAAGCGGGUUGCUGAUCAGGGCACGAGGAGCGAGAUCGACGCCGCCACGAUGAAGGCUGAGUAUAACAGCUACACGUACGAGUUAUUUGACGCGGAGAAUAGCUACAAGUUCCCGAAGGCCGUAUAUGGAGGGUACCGGGGUUAGAACAGAGGCCGACUUGUGACUCUAAAUUCCAAGGGGACCGUUGAAUACCUGAUAAAUAUUUUUUACGGAACUACUGGCGAUUAGGAUUGCUGCCGCGGACUUCUUGCCCUGCUGUGUACAUACUGUGUAAUACCUAAGACUAGCACCUAUAAUUACAACGGUGAAAUUAAAUACUCUACUACUGCAAAUCACGGGGAACUAGAAGGUAUUAUAAGAGUU